This is a messenger RNA of Camelina sativa (false flax), 903 nucleotides long. The record is from RefSeq and is a predicted model, not a curated record. Lineage: Eukaryota; Viridiplantae; Streptophyta; Magnoliopsida; Brassicales; Brassicaceae.
AUGGGGUUUGAUCAAAAAUGGGUGGGUUGGAUAAUGCAAUGCAUUACUUCCAUCUCCUACCGCAUUUUGAUCAAUGGGGAUCCCAAGAGACGGAUUAGGCCAACACGGGGAAUCCGUCAAGGGGACCCGAUUUCUCCAUAUCUAUUCAUACUUUGUACAGAGGCGCUAAUCGCUCAGAUUAAGAAUGCCGAAAAAGAGGGGAAGAUCCAGGGAUUACGUAUUUCGAACGCAAGCCCACGAGUUUCCCACUUACUUUUUGCAGAUGACAAUCUAUUCUUUUGUAGAGCUGAUCCUCAUCAAUGCAAGAAAAUUAUCGAUAUAAUCCGCUUUUAUGGGGAGGCAUCCGGACAAGGAAUUAACUUUUCCAAAUCUUCAAUCAUGUUUGGAACCGAGGUCCCUUCCCAUAUACGAGAAAAGAUCAAAUAUAUUGUUGGGAUAUCACAAGAAGGAGGCAUGGGUACAUACUUGGGUCUACCCGAGAAGAUUCAUGGGUCAAAGGCACAAGUAUUCACAUUCGUGAGGGAUAAACUCCACAAGAGGGUAAACUUAUGGACCUCAAAAUCCCUAUCCAAAGGAGGCAAGGAAGUCCUGAUAAAAUCAGUGGCGCAAGCAAUUUCGACAUAUGUAAUGUCGUGUUUUCUCUUACCAAAAGCUAUAUGUUCAAAAUUAAGUAGCGCUAUUGCCGAUUUCUGGUGGAGCAAUAAAGCAGAUAGUAAAGGAUUACAUUGGAUCUCAUGGGAGCAAAUGUGCACUCAACUCUCAGAAGGCGGGUUAGGCUUUCGAACACUAGAAGAAUUUAAUCUUGCCCUAUUGGCAAAGCAAUUAUGGAGAUUGCUAGAUAUUCAGAUUCUCUCCUUAGUCGAGUUCUUAAAGGAAGAUACUUUAGAUAUUGUAGCCCAUUAG